Molecule: messenger RNA, 1329 nt
Organism: Vitis riparia (riverbank grape)
Lineage: Eukaryota; Viridiplantae; Streptophyta; Magnoliopsida; Vitales; Vitaceae
Product: protein EXORDIUM-like 2
Exons: 1
Coding region: 16-939 (307 amino acids)
Source: RefSeq, a predicted model, not a curated record
AUACAAAAUAUCAACAUGGCUCCAAAAUAUGGCUUCAGGUAUGGGUGUCUCCUGUAUCUGUCUUGUUUGCUGGCAUCGCUCGUCGAGCCCGCCAUGGGCUCUACGAGGAAGCUCUCGGCUCUGGUCAAGGAGCAGCCGUUCCCGAUGAAGUACCACAACGGAGCUCUUCUCAAGGGCAAGGUCACCGUUAAUCUCGUAUGGUACGGCUCUUUCUCCGCAAUCCAGCGGUCGAUCAUAAUCGAUUUUCUCGAAUCGUUUAACAGCCGCACACCCCCGUCGCCUUCGGUCGCGUCGUGGUGGAAAACUACUGAGAAGUACCAUGGCGGCUCCAGCGCCGUCGUGGUGGGGAAGCAGGUGUUGGACCAGAGGUACUCGUUAGGGAAGGUGCUAAAGACUUCUCAUCUCACGGCUUUGGCAUCGAAGCCCAACUUCAUCGGCUCAGUCACUAUCCUUCUCACGGCGAAGGACGUCGCCGUGGAUGGGUUCUGCAUGAGCCGGUGCGGCACCCACGGAUGGACCCACUCCGGGAAGGCCCGAUCGGCGUACGUGUGGGUCGGGAACUCGGAGACCCAGUGCCCGGGUCAAUGCGCGUGGCCGUUCCACCAGCCGAUGUACGGCCCCCAGACGCCGCCUCUGGUGGCGCCGAACGGCGACGUGGGAGUGGACGGGAUGGUGAUCAAUUUAGCCACCCUUCUGGCCAACACCGUGACGAACCCCUUCAACGGCGGGUACUUCCAGGGUCCGCCGACUGCGCCGCUGGAGGCGGUGUCGGCGUGUACGGGGGUGUUCGGGAGCGGAGCGUACCCGGGAUAUCCAGGGCGGCUGCUGGUGGAGAAGAGCAGCGGGGCGAGCUACAAUGCGCAAGGAGUGAAUGGGAGGAGGUACCUGGUGCCAGCGAUGUGGGACCCAGAGACUUCAGCAUGCGCCACUCUUGUGUAAAAGUAGUAGGGAGUAUGUAGAUACUGGUGGCUUCUUCUAUACGCAAAGUCUGUCGUGUUGCUUGACCUGUAAAUUGCCUUGCCUCCCCCAUAAUGGAAAAGAACAAAAAUAAUAAUAAAGUGGAGAGUGUUAUAAAGUUAAGGACAUAGGAAUUGGCACGGGAAAUGAUUAUGAAUGUGUAUGGAUCGACGAUGAUGAUGGGCGUGGAAUAAAUAAAGGAGUGGGCAGCUUGACCGACCACGUUCAAUUAGAGUGUUGUUAGGGCAAGGAUUUUGGUGGGUGGGUGGGUUGGUUUAAGUAUCAAAUCCAUGAAGGAGAUGAGUGGAAGUUCAUGAUGAAAAUUCCAAAUUAAUUUUAAAUUCAAAUGAGAUGAUGAUUGUUGCAGAGGAA